CGGCCGGCACGCGGCGCUCGCGCUCCCCGCUUAAAUGAGCCUGGGCUCCCCGCGCCCGCCACUUCGGAGGGGUCCGCGCCGCGGCCGCAGGCGGGGCGGGCAGCGUCGGUGCCGUCCCUCUCGCCAGCGCGCCUCGCCUCCGGGGCGGUCAAUGGGACGGAGCGUCACGGAGCAGAAGGUGCCGCCCGUCGGGGGGCUCGGGCAGCGCGUGAGCCCGCCGGGGUGCUCGAGCAUGGCGGGCCGCAGGACCUGAGCCGUGCCCCGCGGGGAGGUAUCCUGGUGGCCGGCGAUGGGGACCGAGCGGGACUGCCGCCGCACCGGGCCGUGAGGGCCGCCGCCGCAGCCUCCUCCUAGCCGCCGCCUCGGCCACUCGCGAAGCGCCGGGCCGCUCGGGAAUAUGGCCCUGGAGCAGCUCUGCGCGGUCCUCAAAGUGUUGUUAAUAACAAUACUUGUAGUCGAAGGGAUUGCUGUGGCCCAAAAGACCCAAGAUGGACAAAAUAUUGGAAUCAAGCAUGUUCCUGCAACCCAGUGUGGCAUUUGGGUUCGAACCAGCAAUGGAGGUCAUUUUGCUUCACCAAAUUAUCCUGACUCUUAUCCACCAAACAAGGAGUGUAUCUACAUUUUGGAAGCUGCUCCACGUCAAAGAAUAGAGUUGACCUUUGAUGAACAUUAUUAUAUAGAACCAUCAUUUGAAUGUCGGUUUGACCACUUGGAAGUUCGAGAUGGGCCAUUUGGUUUCUCUCCACUUAUAGAUCGAUAUUGUGGUGUGAAAAGCCCUCCACUAAUUAGAUCAACGGGGAGGUUUAUGUGGAUUAAGUUUAGUUCUGAUGAAGAACUUGAAGGACUGGGAUUUCGAGCAAAAUAUUCAUUUAUUCCAGAUCCAGACUUUACUUACCUAGGAGGUAUUUUAAAUCCCAUCCCAGAUUGCCAGUUUGAGCUCUCAGGAGCUGAUGGAAUAGUGCGUUCUAGUCAGGUAGAACAAGAAGAGAAAACAAAACCUGGCCAAGCAGUUGAUUGUAUAUGGACAAUUAAAGCUACUCCAAAAGCCAAGAUUUAUUUGAGGUUCCUAGAUUAUCAAAUGGAGCACUCAAAUGAAUGCAAGAGAAAUUUCGUUGCAGUUUAUGAUGGAAGCAGUUCUAUUGAAAACCUGAAGGCCAAGUUUUGCAGCACUGUGGCCAAUGAUGUCAUGCUGAAAACAGGAGUUGGAGUGAUCCGAAUGUGGGCAGAUGAAGGUAGUCGGCUAAGCAGGUUCAGAAUGCUCUUUACUUCCUUUGUGGAGCCUCCCUGCACAGGUAGCACUUUCUUUUGCCACAGCAACAUGUGCAUCAAUAAUUCUUUAGUCUGUAAUGGUGUUCAGAACUGUGCAUACCCUUGGGAUGAAAAUCAUUGUAAAGAAAAGAAAAAAGCAGGACUAUUUGAACAAAUCACUAAAACUCAUGGAACAAUUAUUGGCAUUACAUCAGGGAUUGUCUUGGUCCUUCUCAUUAUUUCUAUUUUAGUACAAGUGAAACAGCCUCGAAAAAAGGUCAUGGCUUGCAAAACUGCUUUUAAUAAAACUGGAUUUCAGGAAGUGUUUGAUCCUCCUCAUUAUGAACUGUUUUCACUAAGGGACAAAGAGAUUUCUGCAGACCUAGCCGACCUGUCAGAAGAACUGGACAACUACCAGAAGAUGCGGCGCUCCUCCACCGCCUCCCGGUGCAUUCAUGACCAUCACUGCGGAUCGCAAGCAUCCAGUGUCAAACAAAGCAGGACCAACCUGAGUUCCAUGGAACUGCCUUUCCGAAAUGAUUUUGCACAACCACAGCCAAUGAAAACAUUUAAUAGCACCUUCAAAAAGAGUAGCUACACUUUCAAACAGGCACAUGAGUGCCCUGAACAGGCCCUAGAAGACAGAGUAAUGGAGGAGAUUCCUUGUGAAAUUUAUGUCAGGGGGCGAGAUGAUUCUGCACAAGCAUCCAUAUCCAUCGAUUUUUAAUCUUCUACAAAAGGGGACAUUAAUUAUUAAGUAUGUACGUAUGCAGCCUACAGAGCACCCAUUCUCUCCAGCAGCCAACCCUUUUCUCCUGUUGAAACUAGGAAGACCUUCAUUUCCCAUUAAUCUAUUGUAAUGGUGAAGUUUUUAUUAUCUCAGGCAGUCUAUAUGUUAAGCCAACCAAGGAACUUACUCCAUUCAGUGAAAAAAAUAAUAAUCAUUUAUUGCUUGGUGUCACAUAAACAAAGUACCAGUUAAAUAGCAUUUAAAGAGUGAAGUAGUUCUGCUGAGCCAGUCUCAGGCUGCUUCAGGAAUAUUGCUCUUGAUUGAUACAGUUUGUCAAUAUUGUGAUCCCACAAUAAGUUUAAAAAUAAGGUUUUUCUUUACAUUCCUUUUGUUUUUCUUUUCUCUAAAUUUAAUUUGUUUUAUAAGUUUGUGAUUUUACCAUUUUGGUUUCUUGCUAAAUAUAAGUGGUUAUCAUACCACACAUAUUUCAAUGCAGGCAUUUGUUCUAGAAUUUGUCAAAAUAUAACUAGUUACUGUGGUAAGUGCCAAUUAAGACCUGGAGUUCUGUUUCACCCAUCUGUUUCUUGACUAAUUUCUAUACUGCUGCCUUUUAGUUACUGGAUUUUUAGUCUUUAUUUUUUGUGAAUGGUAAAUGAUAUGAUUUAUCACCUUUAGGUCCUAUCUUGUCUUACUUAUACUAGAAGAAUUCAUAAUCCUAGGAUGUAUGCACCCUUGCAAGUUAUGACUAAAAACUUAAGGAUUAAAAUUUCUGAAAAUCCUUUGAAAUUUCCCAAAUUUGGUCACAUUCAGUGAUAGCCCAUUCAUUCCUGUGAGCAAAGUCAUUUAAUUCAUUUUGGAAGAAGCCUGUAAUUAUGUUUAUUUCCAGCAUUUCUCACCACCAGAUUUGUGUUCCCUGUUAUUUUUAUAAGAAGAUGAUUUUGCUCCCUUUAUAUUGGUUUAUCUUAUAGCGUAUGGUAACCAAGGUUGUGUGAGAGUAAAAGGAGAAUUCCUAAGAAACUGUAAAAGCCCUCAGAUGGCUUCGUACUUGGGAUAGUACAUUUUUCUAGUUCUUACCAAGAAUAACAACUUCCACUUUUUUUUAAACUGCACUUUUGACCUUAUGUUUUUUAUGGUAUAUAAACAAUAAUUUAUAAACAUGAUAUAAAAACUCAUUGUGUUUUUUUAGACUUUUGAUAUUAUUUGAUACUGUACAAAACUUUAUUAAAUCAAGAUUAAAGACCUACAUGACAGAUUUAUUUCAGUGUUCACAUUAGUGGCUUUGUAUACAAGUAUGCUGUGAUGGAGCUCCACGUUAUAACUCAUUGUAAAGACCUUGGUAAUGUGUACAUAGCUUUGGUUUUUUUUUGUUAUUGCAUUUAGUUUAUGAUAAAUUUUUCACUGUGUGUUAUUUAUUCCAAAUCACUACACAAAUCUUAUAUUAAAAUAUACAUUGUUACAUGAUUCUUCAAUCAUGUUAUUACACUGAGAUUUUGGAUCUUAAAAAAUAUAUGAAAAGGAACCAUUUAUCAAAUUAUAACUAAUACAGACAUGCUGUUUAAAAGAGAUAAAUUCUCAUUUUUGAUAUAUUUUGUAGUAAAUUCUUAGUGAAAUGAGAAAUUGAAGUUUCAUGGAAUUUCAUUGAUUUUUUAAGAUAUCACAUCCAUGCAUUUUCUCAGAUUAGUGAAAACUGGGACCUUAAAUAUUAUACAUAUAUGAUACCCCUUCAACAUGUUUCUUAUAUCACAUUUUUUAUUUUUUUAAAUAUAAUAUCCAGGAGAUACGAAAACCUAUACAUAGUAUGUUUAUGAUUUAAGUUGUUUUUUAAGUCAGCAUAAUUUCCUGUUCUAAAAAUAGAAUUUGGGAAGGUAGAAAGACUUAAUGAAUGUAGUAUUCAUUGAACUAAUGAACCAGAGCCAGAUUAGAUAGAAAUUCUUUCAGUAGCUAUGUUGAAUAGUCAUUCUAGUAUUAGUAGCCAGCUAACAUUUGAACUGCAUAGUAAUUAUUUAGUAUAAUAAUAACUGUGAUCUCAUUCUUCAUGAUGAAGGAAAGCUAGCAUAUUUUCUGUGUAAAAUCACCUGCAUUAUAAAAACAGCUGUUAAAUUCAUCUUUAACACCUACCUUAUAGUAGAAAAUAAUACAGUAUGCUUCAUGAGAGUCACUUGUAACUAUAUUUUUAUUUUUGAAAUUUGUAUCCUAUUUUCUUUUAAAAGGUCGUGAAGAGGCCUACAAAAUAGAGCCUUUAAAGAAGACAUUUAACAUUAAAAGAGCACAGAAGUACAUAGUUUCAGGCAACUCAGCAAGUAAAUCUUGGACAACAGAGUUUGUUCUAAAUUUUCUGGCUACUGAAACAAAAGAAAUAGUUUUUGUUUUCCACAGUAGACAACCCAAACUUACUUGCAGUUUUCUCUUCAACUAAAGAAAGAGAGGGUCUCUAUACAGAACAACAUUUCCUCUGAAUUGAAAGAAAAAAAAAAAAAGCAAAAUGCAGAGAGAAGUCUAAAUAGUAAUCUUUAUGUAGUGAAGGCACCUCUUAAUUUGGUCCAGGAUCAGGGGUUUCUGAUGAGUUAGUCUGUCUGCAGGGGUAGAACUGAAGAGCCAGAUGAUCAAAUUAGCUAAGCCAGCCUUAAACUGCCAUGUAUUGUAUGCCUUCAUUGAACUAUAGAUGGGGACUAGGCCUCAUUUAUUUUUUAGUCAGACAUUUAUUUUGGCAGUACACUAUAGGAAGGGAAGAGAAUGGAACUAAUUUUUAGGCAUUAUUACCAGCAUAAUGCUAAUUGCUGCAUAUGUAGUCUAUCAUUUUUGAGGUCAGUGAGAAAACUUGACAAAUUGUUUACUAAAGUAAAAGCCAUAAAUUUUAGUAAUGGAGAUGAACUUCAGCCAUCUUGUGGAAGUUAUUACACCCUUCAUAGAGAAUGUAGUAGCCAGUUGUUAAAACAUACAGUGGAAAAUACAAAUCUGGAGGGGAGAAUAGCUUCAAUUCAGGAGCAGCAUUAAGGACACCUCUACUAUACUGUUGUUACCUUUCAUCUGUGAUCCUGAGUUUAGCACAAGAUACCAACCCUCAAGUGCCCAGAAAUUGCAGGAAACCUAUGAAUCCCAACAUCUAAAGUAUGUAUGAAUGAAGUGUGAUGUACCUUUUGUGGGGGGAAAUGUUCAACCUAAAGGUUUAACGAAAAGCAAAGGAUUUUCCACAUUUCACAUCACAAAAGAGAUUAAAAAGGCUCUGUUAACUCUGGAUGACAGGUCUUAUGUCUUUGUCAUGUUUAAUGCAAUUAUUAGGCAUUAAAAGGACCUCCUAAGUGUCUACUUCUGAACAUUUUUAUAGUUGUGCAAUUGUCAGAUGAGCAGGAUGCUUUCUGGCUUCAGGAGUGUGUCAACUGAGGGGACAGAAUAGGAAAAAAGUCAGUUGUGAUUCCAGGAGUGAUUCUCAAAGGGGAUUAUGCCCUCUUACAAAAUGGUGUGUGCUAUGUUGUUCAUGAUUAGAAGGAAUCUAGUUUGGGGUUUUUUUAAGAUCCCAAGAAAGAUGAUCUGCUCCAGCUUUAUUAAUGAGAAUUCUGAGGCCCAGAAAAGAGGAGAGAGUACCCACAUCUCAGAACUAGUCCCAUGGUCUUUCCUUGCCUUUGCUGUUUUUCCCUGCUUUAGCUGGCUGGAAGUUUUAAAGGUCAAACAGUUCUAAACAGCAGCCCAGAUGUUCCAUGUAAGCUUGUCUACCACUCUGAUUUAAAAUGUAAUUUAUUCUAUAAUUUUUUCAAAGCAUUAUAUUUUACCUUUUUUUAAUCUAUGUAACACUAUUCUACAAUUUUGUUGCCAUGACUUCUUGGCAUCUGCAAACUGCAAGACAAUUACUGUGAAUUCUUAAUAAACAAUGUUAACAAUUUAUAGGCUUGGCACUAGAUAAAAAUAGCUUCAAUGUUUUGCUUUUGUGAUUUUUUUUAAUCUAAAGGAAAUAAUGUAUACUCCAGAAAUUAAAGAUUUAUGUGCUAUUA
This is a messenger RNA of Prionailurus viverrinus (fishing cat), 5964 nucleotides long. RefSeq names its product neuropilin and tolloid like 2 (gene NETO2). Gene Ontology annotation, molecular function: protein binding. Bases 398 to 1975 code for a protein of 525 amino acids. Lineage: Eukaryota; Metazoa; Chordata; Mammalia; Carnivora; Felidae. The record is from RefSeq and is a predicted model, not a curated record. The transcript has 9 exons.